Molecule: messenger RNA, 3674 nt
Organism: Arachis ipaensis
Lineage: Eukaryota; Viridiplantae; Streptophyta; Magnoliopsida; Fabales; Fabaceae
Biological process (GO): protein phosphorylation
Molecular function (GO): ATP binding; protein kinase activity
Source: RefSeq, a predicted model, not a curated record
CAUAUUUACUCAUAUGCCAAAUCAUAACUCAUAAGCAUAAUAUUACCAAAACUAGACACAUCACUAUCUGUGUCAUUGUUGUGUUCAUCCCCACAUCACACACCACCACCACCAUUCUCCUUCACUACUGACACACACACACUGUCUUCACAGAUGGUGCAAAAAAAAAUUGAGAGAUAGAUUUCUCAAAAACCACAAGAAUAAUUCAAACACAUACAAUAACUAACAUGCAACUGAAAACACAGUUUUCAUUCCUUCUCAUCAUCAUACUCAUAUGCUAUACCAUUGGUUCAUUCUCUUCUUGUUUUGCUCAUAACGAUGAAACAUCUGCAUUGCUUUCCAUAAAACAAGGUCUCAUUGAUCCAUUCAACAGCCUCAAGGAUUGGAAACUGCACGGUGCAGUUCCAGUUCAUCACUGUAACUGGACUGGUGUAUGGUGCAACUCAAAUGGAUCCGUUCAAAAGCUUGAUCUCUCUCACAUGAAUCUCACUGGCACUGUUUCCAACGACGUAACAAAACUCAAGAGCCUCACUUCUCUCAACUUCUGCUGCAAUGGAUUCAACUCAUCACUCUUCAAAUCCGUAGUUAGCGUCACCACACUGAAGGUUCUUGACGUGAGUCAGAAUUUCUUCACCGGCGAGUUUCCAAUUCCAACGGUUUCUUCGCAGCUUGUGACUCUGAAUGCGUCAAGCAACAAUUUCUCAGGUUUGAUUCCAGAGGAGAUUGGAAAUCUUUCUUUGUUGGAAACACUUGAUCUUAGAGGAAGCUUCUUCGAAGGUUCCAUUCCUAAAUCGUUUGGUGAACUGCGAAAUUUGAAGUAUCUCGGACUCUCCGGGAACAAUCUCACCGGCGAAAUUCCGGCGGAGAUCGGAAAAUUGUCUUCCCUGGAGUUUAUGAUAAUCGGAUACAACGAAUUCGACGGUGGAGUUCCGUCGGAAUUCGGUAACCUCACGAAUCUGAAGUAUCUUGAUAUAGCAGAAGGGAAUCUUGGCGGUGAAAUUCCAAAAGAGUUGGGGAAACUCAAGUUUUUGGAGACGGUUUUCUUGUACAAGAACAGUUUUGGCGGGAAAAUUCCGCCGGAAAUCGGAAACAUGAGUUCGUUAAUGUUCUUGGAUCUUUCGGAUAACAUUUUAUCUGGAAAGAUUCCAGAUGAAAUUAGUCAGCUCAAGAAUCUUCAGCUACUGAAUCUGAUGCGAAACCGGUUAACCGGUCCGGUUCCGGCCGGCAUCGGAGAUUUGAAUCAUUUGCAGGUUCUUGAGCUUUGGAACAAUUCAUUGACAGGGACAUUGCCUAGAAACCUUGGAAAGAAUUCACCAUUGCAGUGGUUAGAUGUAUCAUCCAACUCAUUCUCUGGUGAGAUUCCAGAGAAUCUUUGCACCAUGGGGAAUCUUACCAAGCUUAUACUCUUUAAUAACGGUUUCUUUGGUCCAAUUCCAGCAAGUUUAUCCUCGUGUUCUUCCCUCGUUCGCGUUCGGAUUCACAACAAUUUUCUUUCAGGGACGAUUCCUAUUGGUUUUGGCAAGCUUAAGAAGAUUCAGAGAUUGGAACUGGCUAACAAUACUCUCACCGGUGGAAUUCCGGAUGACAUUGCUUCUUCAACGUCGCUUUCUUUCAUUGAUUUCUCAAGAAACAAGCUCUGUUAUUCGCUUCCUUCGAUGAUUUUCUCCAUUACAAAUCUUCAGACCUUCAUUGUUUCCAACAACAACUUGGAAGGAAAAAUACCAGAUCAGUUGCAGGACUGUCCCUUGCUUGGUGUCCUUGAUCUCUCUUCCAAUUGCUUAUCUGGAAGAAUUCCGGGUAGCAUUGGUUCGUGUAAGAAAUUGGUGAGAUUAAACAUGCAGAACAACCAAUUGACUGGAGAAAUUCCGAAAGCAAUAGCGAGCAUGCCUACAUUGUCCAUUCUUGAUCUUGCUAACAAUUCUCUGACUGGUAAAAUACCUGAAAACUUUGGUAUGUCGCCGGCGUUGGAAACAUUCAAUGUUUCGUACAAUAAGCUAGAAGGCCCUGUCCCUGCAAAUGGUGUGCUAAGAGCGAUUAAUCCGAAUGAUCUCGCUGGCAAUGCCGGCCUCUGUGGUGGUGUUCUCCCUCCAUGUGCCAAAUCCUCUUCAUAUUCGUCAAGCCAUGGAAAUUCAUAUACAAAGCAUAUUGUUCUAGGAUGGAUCAUUGGAGUAUCAACAAUCUUUGCUGUUGCCAUUGCGAUUUUAGCUGCAAGAUCAUUAUACAUGAGAUGGUACACCAAUGGAUUGUGCUUCUUCCCAAAUGGAUUUUAUAAGGGUAACAAACGGUGGCCGUGGCGAUUGAUGGCAUUUCAGAGGGUUGAUUUUACAAGUACUGAUAUUCUGUCCUGCGUCAAGGAAACAAAUGUGAUUGGAAUGGGGGCAACCGGCGUUGUCUACAAGGCCGAGAUAGCACAAUCAAGUACCGUUGUUGCAGUCAAGAAAUUGUGGAGAUCAGGAUCUGAUAUUGAAGUGGGAAGCAGCGAUGAUCUUGUCGGCGAGGUGAAUCUUCUAGGGAGGCUAAGGCAUAGGAACAUUGUUAGGCUAUUAGGAUUUCUUUAUAAUGACACUGAUUUGAUGAUCAUUUAUGAGUUUAUGCACAAUGGAAACCUUGGGGAUGCCUUGCAUGGCAAGCAAGCUGGAAGAUUGCUUGUGGAUUGGGUUUCGAGGUAUAACAUUGCUCUGGGAGUCGCGCAGGGGCUCGCUUAUCUUCACCAUGAUUGUCAUCCGGCCGUUAUCCAUCGAGACAUCAAGUCGAGUAACAUACUGCUCGACAUGAAUCUCGAGGCAAGAAUAGCUGAUUUCGGGUUAGCCAAGAUGAUGAUGCAUAAGAAUGAAACUGUCUCCAUGAUUGCUGGAUCCUACGGAUACAUUGCCCCAGAAUAUGGAUACUCAUUGAAUGUGGAUGAAAAGAUAGAUAUCUACAGUUAUGGAGUAGUAUUACUGGAGCUUCUAACAGGAAAGAGGCCCUUGGAUCCAGAAUUUGGAGAAUCAAUAGAUAUAGUAGGGUGGAUUAGAAGGAAAAUAGAGAAUAAAUCCUUAGAAGAAGCAUUAGACCCUAGUGUAGGAAGCUCCAAGCAUGUUCAAGAAGAGAUGCUUUUGGUUCUCAGAAUAGCACUUCUUUGCACUGCAAAACUACCAAAAGAUCGACCCUCCAUGAGAGAUGUGAUAAUGAUGCUCGGAGAAGCAAGGCCAAGGAGGAAGAGUGCUAUGAGCAGUGAAACUUUUGAAGCUAACAAGGAAAUGCAAAAUAUUAGCACUUCACCAGUUAGUGGCCUUAUUUGAGGAACCAAAUUAGAUUAUCAAAUUCUCGUGUUAACUCGUAAAUUAUUAUUAGAAGUUUACAAGUUUAGGUCUCCACAAAGAGCUUAGAACUUUAGGAGUAAAUCCUCGUGAGUUUACGAGUUGAUUCCCUUACCAGCAGCAAAACCAGAUUCUUUUUUCUUUUUCUUUUUUUCUCAGUGUACUUAGAUCUAUAUAGUUUUGUUAGUUUCAUGUAAUCUAGUAAAUGAAUCUAUUGGUUAAGAUAUCUCGGGGUAUGUCAAAAUGAUUAAUUUUUUGCAGAUAAAACUUGUAAUUUCUCAUGUAUCCUGUUUCUGAUAAAGUGGCAUGUUAAUGUAAUUCUGCCAGAAAAACAGACAAAGCAACUGAGGAAUACAACUGAUAAAUUUUGUCUCA